This is a messenger RNA of Didymodactylos carnosus, 2637 nucleotides long. NCBI's taxonomy places the organism in Eukaryota, Metazoa, Rotifera, Eurotatoria, Philodinida, Philodinidae. The record is from the annotation of a GenBank genome assembly.
AUGACAAAUUUUGGCAAUUAUUAUAAAUUAAAUAAAGCAAAACAAACUGUUACUUGUGGUAGUUCAAUGUUUUUACAAACAUUAAUCGAUAAAUUAGCCAUUGAUGGUUAUGCUCUAUCAAAUAUGCCGGGCUACGGUGGAAUAACAAUUGCUGGCAUUUUACAGGUAAUAAUAAAAGAUAAGGUCUCUUCUUCACAGUAGGCAUUCCGGUAGACAUUCAACCAAAAAGUCGAAUGUGAGCUUUUUUCCAGAUUUAAUCAGCGGACAAUAAACAUUAAUAUAUGGCCUAUUUAUUUCAUACUAACUUUAUCAGUGUAAAGUUUUAUAAAUCUUAUCUGAGCCAGAUAUGUAACCGGCACCGCAACCGCUAGUCCGAUCAGCAAUUUCCGACCGCUCGGCGAGAAAAACAAUGUUUGUUUGUCUGAAAAAUAAGUGCUUUGUCGAAAACGGACUUCCUGAGGUAAGGGAAGCCGUCCAAAUUCACCGGUAACUGGAUAGGACAGAAAAUUCAGAACAGUAUUAUUCAAUAUGCCUGAAAAAAAGAAUAUGGAACUAUCGUAUAAUAGAAAGAACAUGAAUAGGAGCUCUCAGAGUACAUUUGGAACUUUUUGAUUAAUCAUAAGCGAAUAGCAUGUAAUGUCGGCUACAAAGCGAACAAAUUGGCCUGACAUCAGUGGCUAUUUUUUGUUUCGAAAGAAAAUAUGUUCUAUGCGCAUGAAAUAUGAGCGUGCAGAAAAAGUAAAUUUGAACAAAACAAAACAAGCUCAGACAAAAGAAACAUACAAGCAUCAUCUUUGAUGUAUUGAGUUUAGGUAAAAAGAAAUGAUGUUUAGUAUAAGAGAUCAUUAAAAUAAAACUUUCAAUAAUAGAGAUUACACAACUGAGUCAAUGUAACAUAGGAACAACGAUCGAUCGGAAUAACGGGGGAACAGACGAAUAGCAGAAUGACGACCGACUCGAAUUAUUUUGACGCGUCCCCCAAGUGUUGAAUACUGUGAAAAUCUACGCAGAGCUCUUUCCACCCCAAAACUCAUUUGUGAGUCGAGAAUCCUCUAUCAUCCGUUGUUGCAGUAACGAACAGAACACUCAUCCAAACCAUUUUAGAAAUUGAACUAACAAUGAUCCUGUUUUCUUUUUGAAUGACGAGCAAUUUUCUCGCAAUCGAUUCUAUGUAUGCGUACGACUAAACGGAAGCAAAAAGAUGAAAGAUAAAAGGAAUAUGGGUUUAUAUAUAUUUUAUUAUAUGCGUUACAUAUUUUUCUUGACUUACUACUUCUAGUAGCUUAAUCUUCUCUUUCCGCUAUGACCAAGCAUAGGUGGAGAAACCAUGAGACUCUGUAGGUUUGAGCCUCACUAAAUUUGAGAAAAAAUUAGAUUUUCUCUGCUAAAGACUUAUGAGUUUGAAAUAUUUACAAAAGAAAGGCUCCUACAUGAAUGCGGGAAAUCAAAACUUCAUGCUAACAAACCGUUACAGUUAAGAAAUGAGAAUAUCUCAGUCAACGCCACAGCCAGCCUGUGAAAAGUGAUUUCAUACUAACAUGGAUGAGAUUUUUUUAAAUUCAUAAUACCUCUAAACGAGGGGAAAUUUCGAGCCUGUUUACGUUUCAAAACGCUCCGCCGCGUCUGGCCAAUAAUAAUAAAGAUUCAAACAGAAAGCUACCAUCGAUCGAAGAGAAAGUCGGAAGUUCAGGAAGUAGCCAAAUUCCCAAAAAAUGGUGGAUAAUAGCAUUAAUAAAAUGACUAGUAUUCGAAAAGAGCUUGAUGAACAGUGAAAAAAGUUGGAUCAGGUUAUUACGAAAUUACAAUUAACUGUAAAUGUGCGAGUAACAGCAGUUGUUUUCAAAAUGAAAAGCUGUGUUUUCACAAUAGCUGCUGAUACUCUCACGUUUACAUCCAAAUUAUUACCUCUCAACAAGUAAAAUACAAUUAAAUGUAUCGGUAAAUGACCAUAAUAUAACUAGUUUACAAAUGAAUUAUUCCAAGCAUUCGCAUCAAAUGUUGUGAUUCCAAGGAUUUGGUUCUUUAAAAAGAUAAUAUAUUGUUUAAUUGGAAAAUUCAGAGGCUUUUUGUUACAGCUGUUAUAACUGUCAUACAUCUCAAAAUAAAAGAAUUUAGGUCAAAAACCAUCUUAACCCUGAAAACAUCCCUGUACAAUCAUACACAAUAUUACUAAAUGUAAGUUAAUUAUAUCUGCUGUCGAAGAUUAUAGAUGAUGCGUUUCCUCUCAUAGAUAUAAUUAUUAUUAUCGAAGUUUCUUCGAUAAAUGCCACUAUACCAGAAUAAUGACUGUAAGAGAAUAUUAGUGCUAUUUUUGAAAAAUAAUUAAAAAUUACUACAAUAGAAUAUACACUCCAGUUCAGUUAAUUAUUCCCAUGAGGGUAAUUUUUGUUGAAAACUUGCGAUAUAUCGAGAUAUUAUGCUAAAUGUGCUGAAAUAUCGCGAUAAUGAGCAACUCUGGCGCGAUAUAAAAGCGAGUGUAGUUUAUGGCAGUCUCUCGAUAAAACGCAGUUGGCAAAACUAUCGCGGUAUACAAGUCAUUUAGCGUUGUAAAUACCAGUAUGUCAAUAAACCGCGAUUAAUAUUUAUCGGACUUUAUCCUGAUAAAAGUACUAUCGUUGUAUGUGUGAUCUUUAUCUC